Lachancea thermotolerans CBS 6340 is the source of this 1143-nucleotide messenger RNA. It is a transcript of the gene PPX1, whose product is annotated as exopolyphosphatase. The record is from RefSeq and is a predicted model, not a curated record. Lineage: Eukaryota; Fungi; Ascomycota; Saccharomycetes; Saccharomycetales; Saccharomycetaceae. The coding region runs from base 1 to 1143 and encodes 380 amino acids. The transcript has a single exon. Gene Ontology annotation, cellular component: cytoplasm. Gene Ontology annotation, molecular function: exopolyphosphatase activity.
AUGGGUGAGGGGGUUCUGGCUUUUUUGAAAUUUCUGAAAACUUCCCAUCUGGUAGGAUUACAGGAGAAGUCAUGUCUGCGAAUCGUUUGCGGAAAUGAGUCCGCAGACCUGGACUCUGUUGUCUGCGCGAUCACGUACGCUUACCUUAGCUACAUAAAGGACCCGAGCAAGCCCGUUUUACCGGUCGUGAAUAUUAUGAAACAAGACCUAGAACUAAGGAGAGAUAUCGUUUGGGUUUUGCAGCAGCGAAAUAUUCCGCAUUCAUUGCUAUACUUUCAGGAAGAUCUUCGCGAAUUGAAAAGAAAGCUAAAUUGUAAAGUUGAUGCAAUUCUUGUUGAUCAUAAUGACCAGCAAUCAGUAGCAAGGAAACUGGUGGACUCGGUAAUUGGGAUUAUUGACCACCAUGAAGACCUGGGGUUACAUCGCCAAAUCAAAGACGGGCCAAGGAUAAUAACAAAGGCUGGCAGCUGCUCAUCGUUAGUUUCUAAUUACUGGUUUGACACCCAAAAAAUAAAGCAAAAUAACGUAGGGAAAGACGCAGCUCUCUUAUCUGUGGGUGCUCUUCUCACUGACACUUCGAAUAUGUCUCACAGAGUUGAAAGACCAGAUUUAGUUGCGUGCGAACGAUACAAAGCCGAAUUAGAUGACUUCGAUUUCGAUAAAUAUUUCCAAAGCAUUCGUCAGGCGAAAGAAGACAUUACAGGACUUUUGUUAAGAGACGUUUUGCGUAAGGAUUACAAGGAGUUUGAAUUUUUGUCCUCUCAGAAAAAGAGUAUAAGAUGUGGUAUGGCAUCGGUAGUUAAGCCCCUAGGAUGGAUUAUUGAACAGUACUCAGCCGAUGGUUUUGCUACUGCAUGUAAUAAUUUUCUUGACGAAAGAUCACUGGAUAUUUUAUUGAUACUUACUAGCUGGACUGAGGAAGGGGAGUUCCGCCGCGAACUUGCGUUUUACGCCAAGACAUCCGAAAACAUUCAAAUUUCCCUCAAAGUGGCCAGCAAAGUUCAAGGAAGUUUAAGUUUGGAAGCUCUUCCGGCAAAAAUGGCGCUUGCAGAUUCGAAGUUCUUAUUUUACAACCAAUUGAAUACCAACGCUAGUAGAAAACAAGUGGUGCCACACACACAAGCAGCAAUACAAAGUCUAUGA